UGCUGAUCAUGUGCCCUCAGAAGUUUUCCGGAUUUCUGGUGACUUUAAUAUUCAGUUUAGUUUCCGCGCAACAACCGUGCACCAGGUUCUAUGAAUUGCCGCCAAAUCAACCUAGGAAUAUAACAAGUUUAAAUUAUCCGGGAGCUAUUCCCAGUGGAACUAACUGUAGAUUUCGUUUAAGAGCUCCCAGAAAUCAUGCGAUUCACCUGAGUUGUCGUUUUGAGUUGUCUCCCGACACUUGUGGCACUGAGUACCUGUUUAUCUCCCGCGAUGGCGACCUGCAGUUUCGGGAUGCGGAGCGGCAUUGCCGCAUGGGCCAGCUGAACCGGAUAUCCAACUUCGAGACCAUGGCCUUCGCCUACUACUCGAGCAGUCCGCUGACCCAACAGCGGUCCAGGCUCAGCUGCCAAGCGGUGGCCCGUCCGCGGCCCUGCGAGUGCGGUUGGUCCUAUCCAAAUCGCAUUGCCAACGGAGUGGAGGCGGGAAAGCACGAGUUUCCCUCAAUGGUGGGCAUCCGGGACCUGGCCUCCAACCUGCCCAUUUUCUGCGGCGGUACCAUUGUCAGCGACAGGUUCAUUUUAACAGCUGCCCACUGUACCGCUCGCCAACCGGUAGCAAGGUUGCUAUUAGCACUUGUUGGGGAGCAUGAUCUAAGCACAGGUAGCGAAUCGAUCUAUGCUACUGAGCAUCGCAUCCAGAGCAUCAUCAACCAUCCUGGCUAUAGAGAAACGGCAUCUGGAAACAUAAACGACAUCGCUUUGCUGCAAACAGUAACAUCCAUGGAAUGGAACCGUGGAGUGGCGCCAAUUUGUCUUCCCAUCCGAGAAGCAGAGAGCCCCUUCAACUACCUGAAUGUGGACAUCGCGGGUUGGGGAACCUUGGGCUUUGCAGCCUCCAAAUCGAACACCCUACAGAAGGCAACCCUGCUGACGAUGGAGAACAACGCGUGUCGCGAGCGAUUGAACUCCAGCCUAUCUGCCAGCCAGAUGUGCACCUACGAUUCCCGGGGAAGGGGCCAGGACUCGUGCCAGUACGACUCCGGUGGUCCGGUGAUCCUGCGCCAAAGGGGGCGGAUGUUUCUGCUGGGCGUGAUCAGCUUUGGCAGGAGCUGCGGACAGCCCUUUGGCGUCGGGGUCAACACUCGGGUCACUUCGCACCUCAACUGGAUGUGGCGCUAUGUGGGCGGGGCUGUGUGUGUGCGCUAAGGAUGUGCAUCAUAAGGACUUCUCUAUGCAUACACUCCAAGAAAAAAAAUGUUACCCAAACAAUCGUGUUUUCUUUAAAAAUGUGCUUCUUUUGAGUCUUAAUAUUAUGUUUAGAAAAUUGAUCAAUUAAAUGAAUUUGGAUUUAAAUAAA
This is a messenger RNA of Drosophila ficusphila, 1356 nucleotides long. Its product is annotated as venom serine protease. The record is from RefSeq and is a predicted model, not a curated record. NCBI's taxonomy places the organism in Eukaryota, Metazoa, Arthropoda, Insecta, Diptera, Drosophilidae. Gene Ontology annotation, biological process: proteolysis. Bases 9 to 1205 code for a protein of 398 amino acids. The transcript is spliced from 4 exons. Gene Ontology annotation, molecular function: serine-type endopeptidase activity.